Messenger RNA from Melitaea cinxia (Glanville fritillary), 968 nucleotides. It is a transcript of the gene Aanat, whose product is annotated as arylalkylamine N-acetyltransferase 1-like. Gene Ontology annotation, molecular function: N-acetyltransferase activity. Lineage: Eukaryota; Metazoa; Arthropoda; Insecta; Lepidoptera; Nymphalidae. The record is from RefSeq and is a predicted model, not a curated record. The transcript has 5 exons. Bases 45 to 686 code for a protein of 213 amino acids.
AGCUGCCAGCGCAGCUUUCGGAGCUGGACCUCCGGCCACGGACUAUGGCUCCUUCGUUCACCCUGCGCAAGUUGACGCCAAAGGACAAGGAAGCAGCGAUAGACUUCUUGAGAAGAUUCUUCUUCCUUGACGAGCCACUGAACCAAACAAUCAACCUUCUGGAAACACCUGAAUCUCGAUGCUACGAACUAGAAGACUACGCGGCCAGUUCGCUGGCUGACGGCGUGUCAGUUGCUGCAGUCGAUGAAAACGGGGAUUUCGUCGGUAUCGUCAUCAAUGGACUGUCUAGAAGAGAUGAAGUCGAUUACACGGAUAAGUCGGCAGACUGCCCAGAUCCGAAGUUCCGAGUUAUAUUGAAAGUUCUCAGCGAUCUCGAUCGCCAGGCGCGGAUUUGGGAUAAGUUACCGCUAUCCUGCCACACAGUCCUAGAAGUCCGGAUAGCAUCCACCCACUCUGGCUGGAGAGGAAGAGGACUCAUGAGAGCUCUAUGUGAAGAAUCAGAACGUAUAGGAAAAGAAAUCGGCGCAGGUGCCUUACGAAUGGACACCACAUCUGCUUUCUCAGCUGCUGUAGCUGAACGCCUGAAAUACAAAAAAGUGUACGACGUCUUAUACUCUGACAUGCCAGACGCACCUCACCCUGAACCACCGCAUCUUGAAGCAAGAGUGUACAUAAAAGAGUUUUAAGGUCUUCUUAUGUCAUCAUUAGGAGUUAUGCUGUAACUAAAUCAGAAAAAUAGGCAAAUUGCCCAAAUACGUGAAAUAAACACUAUCCAGUUCGAGUUUACAUAAACACAGUUUGAACAUGCUAGUAACUUAACUGAUUCUAAUAGAAUAAUAAUAGAUUUGAUCGGGAGUAAACUGUAAGGUCGGAUUGCUUAAUAAACAGUUCCGCGCAAAUAAAAAGUCAAAAAGUCAAACUAAAAAUGUAUUAAUUUUAUUAAUGCUUGGGUUGUUUGGAAGAAAUGG